Lathyrus oleraceus (garden pea) is the source of this 805-nucleotide messenger RNA. RefSeq names its product NADP-dependent malic enzyme. Gene Ontology annotation, biological process: malate metabolic process; pyruvate metabolic process. NCBI's taxonomy places the organism in Eukaryota, Viridiplantae, Streptophyta, Magnoliopsida, Fabales, Fabaceae. Gene Ontology annotation, molecular function: malate dehydrogenase (decarboxylating) (NADP+) activity. The coding region runs from base 44 to 805 and encodes 253 amino acids. The transcript has a single exon. The record is from RefSeq and is a predicted model, not a curated record. Gene Ontology annotation, cellular component: chloroplast.
AACAUCACCACACAAACAAUUAAAAAGAUUAAUCUGAGACAAUAUGGCUUACGUGAACGGUUCUGUCGGUGGUGGUGUUAAGGAUCUCUAUGGUGAAGAUAGUGCUACAGAAGAUAAACUCAUCACACCAUGGAGUUUCUCUGUGGCUAGUGGAUGCACUUUGCUCAGAGAUCCACGUUACAACAAAGGUCUUGCUUUCACUGAGAAAGAAAGAGAUGCUCAUUACGUUCGUGGCCUUUUGCCUCCCGCUGUUUACACUCAAGAUCUUCAGGAAAAGAGAUUAAUGCAUAAUCUUCACCAAUAUGAUGUUCCUCUUCAUAGGUAUAUAGCCUUGAUGGAUCUUCAGGAGAGGAAUGAGAGGCUGUUUUACAAGCUUCUCAUCGACAAUGUCGAGGAAUUGUUACCGUUUGUUUACACUCCAACUGUUGGAGAAGCAUGUCAGAAAUAUGGAAGCAUUUAUAGGCGUCCUCAGGGUUUAUAUAUCAGUUUGAAAGAGAAAGGCAAGAUCCUUGAAGUUCUUAAGAACUGGGCGGAGAAAACUAUUCAAGUUAUUGUUGUGACAGAUGGUGAACGUAUAUUAGGACUAGGAGAUCUCGGUGCCCAGGGAAUGGGAAUUCCUGUUGGGAAGCUUUCUCUAUAUACUGCAUUAGGAGACAGAACCAUUACCUUAGGGAAAGCCACAAACCCGCCAAGACAAUGCCGAGGACAAAUGGUCAUCCAUAUCCAUUGUAAAAUGGCUGCUAUCGACAUUGUGCCAGAUCUGUUACCGUACUACUACCACAAGCUCAACAUGGAAUGGCAUUGA